UGUGUUUCAGCGUGGCUCAGAUGGCGAGGCGCUGUUCGCUCUUGUAAGUGCUGAUCUGUCCAUCGAAGAGCGCGAGUAUUUUUCCCUCUGCUUCUACGACACUGAGGGAACAAGACAUUGGCUGUACAAUGACAAAAAAAUACUCAGACAGCUCAAAGGCCUUCCGUGGGAGUUCUGUUUCGAGGUCAAAUUCUAUCCGACCGUACCAUCUUCACUUAAUGAUGAUCAUGCACGAUAUAACCUUUUCCUCCAGUUGAGAAAUGAUGUUUGUACUGGGAGACUGCCAGCAACCAUAGAGACACAUGCUACACUAGGUUCGUUAGUGGCUCAAGCCGAAUUCGGUGAUGCUAAGCCAACUGCUGAAUACGAACAAUACCUGCGCUCAACUAAAUUUGCUCCACAACAGAGCGAUCAACUUAUUGAGAUGAUAGCGCAAAAGCAUAAGGAGCAC
This is a messenger RNA of Strongylus vulgaris, 451 nucleotides long. The record is from the annotation of a GenBank genome assembly. NCBI's taxonomy places the organism in Eukaryota, Metazoa, Nematoda, Chromadorea, Rhabditida, Strongylidae.